AUGCCUAACACUACCGUCCCCACCGCCGACCAAAUCCUUAUCCCAGAAACUCUUCUUAAGAAGCGCAAGGCUCAACAGAAGACUGCUGAGGAGCGCGCCGCGGCUGCUGAGACAAGAAAGAAGGACGUCAAGGCCAAGCGCGAAGUUAUCUUCAAGCGUGCGGAGAAGUACGUAAAGGAAUACCGUGAGGCAGAGCGUGAGAAAAUCCGCCUUGCUCGUGAAGCCAAGAGGAACGGCAGCUUUUAUGUCCCUGCUCAACCGAAGCUUGUCUUUGUUGUUCGUAUCAAGGGUAUCAACAAGAUCGCCCCCAAGCCUCGCAAGAUCCUUCAACUCCUCCGUCUCCUCCAGAUCAACAACGGUGUCUUCGUUCGCCUUACCAAGGCCACUGCUGAAAUGCUCCGUGUCGUUGAGCCAUGGAUUGCAUACGGUGAACCAAACCUCAAGUCCGUCCGUGAGUUGAUCUACAAGCGUGGCUACGGAAAGAUUGAUCGCCAGAGAAUCCCCUUGACCGAUAACAAGCUUAUUGAGGAGAACUUGGGCAAGUAUGGAAUCAUCUCCAUCGAGGAUCUUAUCCAUGAGAUCUACACUGUCGGCCCUAACUUCAAGCAAGCUUCCAACUUUCUCUGGCCCUUCAAGCUCUCUUCUCCCAACGGCGGUUUCCGCACUCGCAAAUUCAAACAUUUUGUCGAGGGCGGUGACUUGGGUGAUCGUGAGCAGUUCAUUAACCAGCUCAUCCGUAAAAUGAACUAGAAACUGGAGGUUGUCACAAUUUCUUAUUUUUCCUAUUAGGGGUUCCAAAUAAACGGUUCUUUUCCUGCCA
Messenger RNA from Tuber melanosporum (Perigord truffle), 820 nucleotides. Its product is annotated as 60S ribosomal protein L7. NCBI's taxonomy places the organism in Eukaryota, Fungi, Ascomycota, Pezizomycetes, Pezizales, Tuberaceae. Gene Ontology annotation, biological process: maturation of LSU-rRNA from tricistronic rRNA transcript (SSU-rRNA, 5.8S rRNA, LSU-rRNA). Bases 1 to 750 code for a protein of 249 amino acids. Gene Ontology annotation, cellular component: cytosolic large ribosomal subunit. The transcript is spliced from 5 exons. Gene Ontology annotation, molecular function: structural constituent of ribosome; RNA binding. The record is from RefSeq and is a predicted model, not a curated record.